Molecule: messenger RNA, 617 nt
Organism: Dreissena polymorpha
Lineage: Eukaryota; Metazoa; Mollusca; Bivalvia; Myida; Dreissenidae
Product: plexin-A2-like
Exons: 6
Coding region: 153-617 (154 amino acids)
Source: RefSeq, a predicted model, not a curated record
CCCUAGCAAGUACAUUUUGAAUUUCACUUUUGGCGGAAGUCAAUAUUUCUCGCUGAAGAAACAGAUCACAGAUUUGAAGAUGAUGCUGAGGUGUAGUUAAGUCAUUAGGGAAAGAACUUGACAAAACCAGUUCCUGUAUCAUUUCCUGGCUUAUGAUGAAGACUACAGCUGCAGUUCAAUCCCCUGUCAAGUGUCCACAAUUGAAGACUACCUCCUUUGACACUGACGUGGUUGUACAUUCCGGCCAGAAUAAGAGCAUCAGUGUACGUGUGGCGGACAUUCAGCCAGACCAGAUGGACAAUGUCCUCUGCCUGUUCACGUACAGCUGGGAAGUGAAGUACUCCACAUGGAAAAUCACGUCCUCCAACCUCGAGUGUGAGGCUCUCCAGUUUGAGUUCUCUGACGUCACGUUGCCCAUAGUAACCGCUCAGUUCACCGUGACGAGUGGGAAGAACAGCGUCCCAUUGGAUAAUCCACAAAAUAUCACAGUCCGCAUCUACAAGUGUGGUACCAUGGUAACCAACUGCGGUCAGUGCCUUAGAGAUGAUGCCAAUGAUUCACCAUUAGAAGACAUGAUGGUAACGGUGGCCCAGAACUCUGCUCAACUAGAGUUCUAG